CCAGCCGGUACCGUCCAGCGUCAGUUCAUUCGGUGGCAGUUCAUUCGUGGCAGCCGUCCCGAGUACGGCCGCGUGCUGCAAAACACACAAAACCUCGUCACAGGAAACGGUUGACUUUCCAACCUUUCGACCGAACGGUUGGAGCCAUUCCAAUCCCCGCCCAGCGCUCCCGUACGGCGCUUGAUUAAGAGAUCAAAAAGAUCACAGCGAGCGGCGUGCGGCGGCGGACACACUUUUUUCUAGCCUCUAGCGUGACGACGACGACGAUGGCGCGCCUCGCAAAGCAACCAUCGGCAUUCCGCUGCAGAACGAUCGUUUUUCAACCGAAAUUGACAUGUUCGAGCAGCUUGCUAUUGUUGUGCUGCUGGCUGGCGCUACUCCCUUCCCCGGAGGCACACACCAUGAUCGAGCGACCUUCGCGUCCAUCACCGGAGGAUUAUCGGUACCAGCGCGCACUGCUAGCCUCCGAGGAAGCCGCCCUUGCCUUCGGUGCCGACAUGACACUCGACGGUAACGAGAUCCUCGUGAACAAUCACUUGAUGGACCUGAAGCGCGAAGAGCUCGAGAAGGGCUACACCAAUCCGUUCAACUUUUCACCCGCACGCCACUUCUUCGAGGUGCUGGACCAGAUUAACGCAUCGCCACUGUUUCGGUUCGUGCGCGAGCUACCGAAGGGAGCGGUGCUGCAUGCGCACGAUACCGCCCUGGCCAGUACGGAAGUGAUCGUGAAAGCCACCUAUCAACCGCACCUGUGGCAGCGUGGCCGUUUCGAGCACGGCCGGCAGCCCGAAUUUCUUUUCUCCCGCACGAAACCCACAGCGUCCCAGCGAGGCAAUAACCAUGACGAUGAUGAUGACUGGGAGCUGGUGCAAACCGUCCGAGAAAGGAUGGGCCCGGCCAGGUACGAUGAGCACGUCCGGCAGCUAUUCUCACUGUACACGCCGGACCCACAGACCGCGUACCGCAGCAUCAACGAUGUGUGGGAUCGGUUUAGUCAGAUCUUUCUGGCGUUCAAUCCCAUCGUUACGUACCGGCCCGUGUGGGAGUUUUACUUCCGGGAGGCGCUGCGGGAGUUCCACGAGGACAAUGUGCUGUAUCUGGAGUUCCGCGGACUGCUACCUACGCUGUACGACCUGGACGGCAAGACUUACGGGCCGGAGGAGGUGGUACAAAUCUAUCGCACAAUCACGGAGGAGUUCAAAGCCACCCAUCCACGGUUUGCCGGUACGAAGUUCAUCUACGCGCCGUUGCGACUGGUCGACAACCAGACGAUGGAUCAAUACCUGAGCCUUGCCGAACGGCUGCACCGCCUGCACGGUGACUACGUGGUAGCGUUCGACCUUGUCGGCCAGGAGGACCUGGGCCGCCAGCUGCUGGAUUUUGUGCCCCAACUGCUCGAGCUGCCCGCGUCCAUCAACUUUGUGUUCCAUGCGGGCGAAACCAACUGGAACGGCAUGCCAUCGGAUGGCAAUUUGUUCGAUGCCAUCAUGCUCGGCACGAAACGUAUCGGGCAUGGCUACUCGCUGCUCAAGCAUCCGCUGCUGCUGGAAAAGGUACGGCAGCGCAACAUUUGCGUCGAAAUCAAUCCCGUCUCGAAUCAGGUGCUCCGGCUGGUAGCCGACCAUCGGAAUCACCCGGCCAGCGCACUGUUUGCGUCCGACUUUCCGCUGGUCGUAUCGUCGGACGAUCCGUCCUUCUGGCGCGCCGCACCACUGAGCCACGACUUUUACAUGGCGUUUCUCGGCAUGACGAAGGUCGGGCAGGAUUUGCGCGUGUUUAAAAAGCUGGCCCUCAACUCCAUACGCUACAGCUUAAUGAGCGAUCGGGAGAAGGAGGUGGCGCUCGGGAAAUUCCAACUGGCCUGGGAUGGUUUCAUCGAUCGGAAGGCGGAGCAGCUGAGGGCGAGCAGUAGGAAUGAGGUGUAACUUUGAACAGGGGAAAUAUAGCACGGUUCUGCUACAAAAGUUGCACAAUUUUCGUUUACAUCAGUCGAUGAACUGGGCAAGAAAGCGGUUAGUACUGGAUCAUAGUAAAAUCAUUAUUAUGAUCAUAAAUUUCAUCAUCCUUCAUCAUUCUUGGAACCACACAUACCAACGAAUAAUUUGUUAAAAUGGUCAGAGAACAUGUUUGUAAAGAUCAUUGGACAACUGGUACAACUUGCACUUGCAUCUAGUACAACUAAUGAGCUAUUAGGUCCUAAUACAAUCGAAAUUGAAAUACCUCUAAAUUUUGAUAGAAGCGCAUGUGUGGUGUUCCCAACGUAAUCGAGCAGUAAUCGAGAUCAUUGGUAAUCAUGAUAACAGCUAACUGCUUGGAUGUAAAUUGUAAGUUCUAUAGCCUCUACAUUUGAUGCUUUACUUGUUUUCGCGGAGUUUUAGUUGUCGAGGUAGUCUUGAAGCUAUAGUUCCGUAUGAAGUACCAAACACACGACUACUCGAAUCAUUCCUAUGGUAUUUGAACGUUUAAAUGUCGAACAUGGACACCAGUAUCUCGCUCACCCGAUCUCGCUUUAUCGGUAUCUCGAUUCCCGUAUAGAUCGUGCUCUCCAGACGGUACUGGGUGACUGAAUAUCCUGCAGUAGGUAAUCAACAAAUCACCCAUAAUAAUUUACCCAUUGAUGGUAAAGGUCCGAUAUCGGUGGUUGCACAAAAAGAGAAGAAUAGCUUAUUUGUAUUAUGUUUUUCAUUCACCAUAAAUUAGGUUUGAGCAAGUAGCUCAUGGUGUUGAGCAGGCUUGAGAUAUCCUGUAUUAAUCUUUAUUAUUGCAGGAAUGCAUAAUGAACCGGAAACUAAAUUAUCCUGUCAAAGUUUGUUAAAUCAA
Messenger RNA from Anopheles merus, 2820 nucleotides. RefSeq names its product adenosine deaminase 2-A-like. The record is from RefSeq and is a predicted model, not a curated record. Gene Ontology annotation, molecular function: adenosine deaminase activity. Lineage: Eukaryota; Metazoa; Arthropoda; Insecta; Diptera; Culicidae. Gene Ontology annotation, biological process: inosine biosynthetic process; adenosine catabolic process. The coding region runs from base 267 to 1925 and encodes 552 amino acids. The transcript is spliced from 4 exons.